Molecule: messenger RNA, 4942 nt
Organism: Teleopsis dalmanni
Lineage: Eukaryota; Metazoa; Arthropoda; Insecta; Diptera; Diopsidae
Gene: Als2
Product: alsin homolog
Exons: 10
Coding region: 282-4751 (1489 amino acids)
Source: RefSeq, a predicted model, not a curated record
UUUAUUGUUGUGCCACUCUGGUGUGUGCAGUAGUAAUUUGUCAUCAGGUUUUGUUUGCAUCGCAUUUAAUUGAUUUCUUUAUUUUGAUCGCGAAGUGAAAGAAAACCAAAAUAUGUGAAAUUAAUUUAAUUAUAUGGAGGCAAUGAUUGUAAAUAGAUAACGAAUAAAUGUUUAUGAGUGCAAUUAUUUAUAUAUGUAUAGGUUUAUAAGUGUUUGUUAUGUGUUAUUUUUACGUAUUUAUAUAAAUAAGGUAUAUUGAAGAAAAAAAACAAAACAAAAGAAUGAAUGGAAAAUAUGUUGAUGACGAAGCAUUUAUAGUUUUCCAUAAAGGCGUAGCCCUACAUUUGCAUUGGUCGAGCGUGCCACCGUUAGAGCGUGCACCAGUGUUACGGCUACGUGAACUACAGGGGAAUUUGUUGGUAUUACUCACAAUUGAUGGCUCGUUGUACUUGGCACGGUAUGAAAAGGUGAAUUCAACAUUGCACGUUGAGCUUAAACUGACCCGGAUCGUUGAUGUGGACUUUUGCCGUACCAAACGCAAUUUGUUUGUUGUCACAGAUGCGGGUCUGGUACUUACACAACAAUUAUCCGUGGCAAAUCCAACAAUAAGUGACAAUUGGGAAACCUUAAUAUUUGACCCAUUAGAACUGGCCGAAGAGGGUAUUGCAAUAUCACGUGUAUGUUGUUCCUCUGUGGGAGUCAUCUUCAUCACUGUCCGUGGUGACAUUUAUAGCAUGGGUAGCUGCGGUGAAAUCUCAGCGCAGACACACCCACAACAUUUGCGUUUAUUCGAAGAAAAUAGGGAGGUUAUAGACGUAGCAGCUGGCGAUGAUUUCUUUGUGAUACUUCUAAAGCAACUAUUCGUAGAAAAUGAUGACAGUGAUGAAUUUAAAUUGCAGGAUGCAAGAAAUAAACAACGAACAAGUUAUAAUAUAAAAUUACCUGGAGGAAACGCUAAGACUUCUCAUAGCCAUGAUUCAGAGGAAAUUCUCAAUGGCUUUGUAAAAAAGCAAGACUUAAAUUCUAAUACUUCCCUACAUUCAUUUAGCAGUAAAUCAAAUCAAUCUGAUGAAGAACAUUCUUUUGUUGUGAAUCUGAAGUGCAUGCUAAAGCAAGGACGCGGAUUUUUGGCUACAGAAGUGUGCACGUUUGGCGCGUCAAAUAACGGCUUACUGGGUACUGGCGAUCACAUCAAGCGCACUUCAGUUAAUAACAUUCAAAAACUAGAAAAUAUAGGAGUUUGUAAUAUCUCAACUGGCCGCGAAUACACUGUAGCGCGCUCUGUGGACGGUCGCCUUUUCCAUUGGGGCUUGAAUACAAAGGGACAACUUAAUGGCAAACCAGAAAUUAUCGACAUUAGUUCUCCUACGGAAUUUAAUUUGGACAAAAUUAUUCAAAACAAUAAGCAGGAGUCAUGCUCUAGUGUUUAUCAAUCAAUGCUUCCCUAUCUUAUCAAGGAAAUUUUUGAUAACAAUGAAUUCCCGCUGUUAGAUAAAGACUUUCUAACGCUUUAUAUGGGCAAUGCAACCAAAAAUUCAUUUCCUCUCUUUCUUGCGACUGAGGACUUUACUGUCCAUAAUUUUCGGCAAUUCCAGAGAGAUUACCAAUCCAUUUUUCGCAACUUACAAGUACAAAUGAAAUGCAUGCUGAAGUACAGAUACACGGUGCAAAUGCUACAAUUGUACCAACAGAAAACUGCUCCAAUGCCCUUGAAGAAUUUGUGGCCCCUAUACUGUAGCUUUCAUAAGAUAUUGUAUAUGCUGGCCAGUGUGGUGAAGUCCUUCGAAAGUUUCUAUCGAAAUGAUUUUGAUAAUCCUGCCGAUUUAAUCUUCAUUAGAUACUAUCGCGAAUGCAUAGAAAUAUUUAAGGAAUACACCCAAAAUUAUUGUGAUAUUUACUGCAUUGAUGGGUUUUCGGAAGCCGUUAGAGUAUUUCAGACUUUCUCUGGGCUACCGCUCUCACCUGAUCAACGCGAAGAUACAAAUUUACCAUGUGUAUUCCGGCAGCCCUUUCAGAUAUUCCCAAAUAUUAUUGAGUUUUUGGAAAAAUUACUGAAAUCCAGACAUGAAUUCACAGAACACUUUGAUUCGUGGCGGGAUUUUGCUCGACAAAAUCUCAUCGACUUGGAAUUAGCUGAGAAUACACUGGAGUUUUGGCAAAGUAACGAGCGCAACUCUAAGCUCAGAAUAUUCCGUACCAUGGACAGACGUGUCAUUCUAACUUCGACAAAUUUGCCAAUAAAAUUAGCUAACAGUAUUAUUAUGUCGAGUUUGCAUUUCAUUCUGUUUUCGGAUUGCUUGUGUCAAGUUGGAAAACAAGUGCUCAUUUAUCCGUUGGUAGCAAUGUGGCUUAAGAUGGAAAAUGAGACUAGUUUUCAAGUAAUUACGCCCGAAAGAACCUUUACGCUAAAUGCAAAUUCACCUGCCAACAAAAUGCUGUGGUACGAACAGAUGGAAUCAGCCAUAGUUUCAGCUCUCCAUCUGCCAGAAGGCAGUAAAUUGUCAAGCAGGCGCACCGCUGCAUACGUUUUUAGUCGAAAUCAUGCAAAAUAUGCAAGAGUGCAUGCAAAGGGACGUUGGCGUAAUGGGGUUAUGCAUGGUAACUGUUACUUGGACUAUCCUGAUGGUAAAUGCUAUUAUGGAAAUAUGAGACACGGCGAGAUUGAAGGAUUUGGCAAGAUGCUGUUACCUUCGGUAGGUUUGUAUGAAGGCGAAUUUAAAGCGGGAAAAUUUCAUGGAUAUGGUAAAUUUGAAAUGAAGGACAAGGAAGAAUACGAAGGCUAUUUUCGUGAUAAUCUUUUUCAUGGCCAUGGAAUGCUACGUAGUAAUUACUAUACUUACAUGGGAGAAUUUCAAGCUAAUACCAAAAGUGGUUAUGGCGUUUUGGACGAUAUGGUGACUGGAGAUAAGUACAUGGGUAUGUUUGCAGAUAAUAAGCGUGCUGGUGCCGGCACCUGCAUCACCAUGGAUGGAAACUAUUUUGAGGGUAUUUUUGCAAAUGAUGAAAUGGUUGGCACAGGUAUUGCAGUUUUUGAAAACGAAUGUUAUUACGAAGGAGAGUUGACUAUGCGUGGACCCAAUGGUAAAGGCACCUAUUACAUGUCAAAUAAACGUUCUGAAGGCGAUAUUUUAAGUAAUGACAAUGGUGAUAUUUCUAAUUUGCAACUCAUUGGUAAUGUACUUAGCGGAAGUCUUGCUGGCAACUGGAACGAGGUUCGAAUAGUAAAUGGAACUAUGGCGGUAAACAUACAAUACCCAAAAUAUCCGAAAUCCAUCGGUGAACUCGUUGUGGACAACAAUAGAAAAUGGCGUUCAUUAUUUGACAAUUUUGCACAACAAUUUUUUGGUGCAUAUAAAAAAAGGCCUACAAACGAUUCCAAUGGCAUAACAACAACAAAGAAUAUUUGGACUUGCAUUGUCAGCUUUAUGAAUGUGCAAAAAGAACGCGAAAAGUCUUUAGAACAAGAGAAUACUCCAUAUCAGUCAACUAACAGUUAUUUCAAUAAAAACAUAUCUCUGGGAUAUUCCAAUAGUUUUGAUAAGCUUAGCAUUAAAUCAACAAAUAGUCUUUUGACUACAGCGAAAUCAAGUAUACUGGACGCUAGUCACAGUUUCUUAAAUGCUAAACUUUCACAUUCACAAGAAACUCUAAACGACGCUGAUCUCAAUGAUGCAGACUUUUUCUAUAUCAGCAGUUCGCCAGCAGUUCAACAAAAUGACCAGCAUAGCUCCAACAGUGAUGAAUUGAAUAUUAGCAAUGAUGGUAAUAAUUCGUUAAAUAGCUUGAUGAGAACACAAUUCAGUAUGUGGACUAAUGAUUCCGCUCUCAAUUCACCGUCAUCUUUAGACAGCUCUUUAAAUCUAAGUACAAGUUUGAAUAAUAACAGUUUUACAACUCAAAAUAAUUCAGAUUAUAUACCCAGUUUUGGUAUGAAUUCAUUGACAGAACAAGAUGUAAGCGCUAUCAAAACUUAUCUGAACCAAGCCUUUCAGGAUCGUUACCAUCCACUAUAUUUGCUAAAUCAACGUAUCGAAAAUUGUUUUCACACAUCUUACGGUUGCUGGAAAGUAAAACCUACACCAAUAUUGGCUAGACAAGCUAUGCUUGAAUGGGAAUCUAUAUCAAAACGGGUUUAUAAAUUUAUUAGAAGUAUGUUUCCUGCGCUUCCAGAAGAUUACUGCAUAAUUGAAAGUAGCAGAGAAGUUAUAUCGCAUAUAACUCUAUUAUAUCCCAUCAUACUAUCUAACGCUAUUUACUCAAUACUUUUCGUUCUUUAUGCCAAUAAAUAUAGCCAAAAGGAUGAAAUGUAUCGACAAAAUAUAAUGUAUGCAGAAAAGUUAAACAACGACGAAUUGGCGAAAUGCUUAGGCCUAGACAGUUCAUUUUUGCCAGUAAUUAACCACCCUCUGUUUGACGAAGCUAUCCAAACAUUCCAGCAGCUUCAAAUCAAACAUAGCCCCAAAGCCAUGCUGACUGUGAUAGAAAAGUGCAUGCAAUUGAUAACUGAUACACAUAAAGUAGUUGAACAAGAAAAUGCAAUAAAACUGGACGCUGAUAAUAUUAUGGCACUGACAUUAUUUUUGGUAUUACGUGCUAUAGUUCCCCACUUAGGUGCUGAAUUGGCUCUACUCGAUGAUCUGACAGGAGGCUCCAAUUUUCAGUUCGAAAUGAAUGGUCUAGCAGGUUAUUGUUAUACUACCAUAAAGGCUUCCUAUGAACACAUAACAGCGAAACCACUAAAUAAAACUUAGUUCGAAAUGCGAUUGCUCAGAAUUAUUUAAGCUUAUAAAUUAACCAAAUAUGUGAAAUGUUAUUUGAUAAAAGGCAAUUACUUUGCCUACAUUUGUUAACAUUACUGUUGCGUUGUUACAUAUUAUUAAGGAUUUACAAUAGUUUAAAUAUUAUAUAGUAGUUGUACAUACAUAAAAACUAAUUUUUGUUC